Molecule: messenger RNA, 393 nt
Organism: Pyricularia grisea
Lineage: Eukaryota; Fungi; Ascomycota; Sordariomycetes; Magnaporthales; Pyriculariaceae
Exons: 3
Source: RefSeq, a predicted model, not a curated record
UCGGCAAGUGGCCUAAACACCAAAGCAGGCGUUGGAUGGAUAAAGGUCGGCUUAGGAAUUCAUCAGGUUGGCGGGCGCGACGAGGAAGCAAAGGAUUGCUGCGGUCGUGGGGAACCAAGCUUGUUGGUUGAUUGGGUGGCUCUGGGGAAGGUUGGAGAUUGUUGUCGCUGGUCGGAUGGCGUGCUACUGUUGCAGUGUAAAGAGACGAGGAACGCCCCCCAAGCCCAACUGUCUGUCAAUCGCUCAAUCAGAGAGAAGUCGCGCGGGGAGAGUGGGCUAGAGUAUGAGCAGCCACCGGCUGGCUGGUUCCAGUCAACGGUGAGACGAACCAGACCAGUACCGUACCUGGCCACUGUUCAGUCGGUCAGGGUCGGUUGCGUGCUUGGUAGGUAG